Messenger RNA from Fusarium odoratissimum NRRL 54006, 1684 nucleotides. RefSeq lists its product as uncharacterized. Gene Ontology annotation, biological process: regulation of DNA-templated transcription. Gene Ontology annotation, molecular function: zinc ion binding; DNA-binding transcription factor activity, RNA polymerase II-specific. The transcript is spliced from 4 exons. Bases 14 to 1519 code for a protein of 501 amino acids. The record is from RefSeq and is a predicted model, not a curated record. NCBI's taxonomy places the organism in Eukaryota, Fungi, Ascomycota, Sordariomycetes, Hypocreales, Nectriaceae.
CUCCUUGAUAAGCAUGGUUGGUGUUUCCAGAUCCAAGGCAUGCGCUGAUUGCAAAAGACGUCGCGUCAAGUGCGACUUGACGUCGCCUCGGUGUCAGCGUUGCACCAAGGCCGGCAUUAUCUGUCGAGGAAUCCGUAAUCAACCUACCCUAUGGGUCCAUCGGACUCCGACGCAGCGCAAUGUCUCUGCCCUCUCAGUCAUACAGUCACAACAGCAGACCAACUGGUUGAGCUUGUUACAGCGGAUGCGUAGCCAAAUCAAUUCGAAAGAGAUAUACGAUGUGCCGACUUUUCGAUCACAAGCGUUUUCAAUCGCCGUCAGCAUUUACUUUCCGCAAGGACGGUAUACGACGAGCGAAGAGGAUCACAGUUCAACGCCAUCCUCCUGGCUAAAGGCUGUGUGUAAUAUGGAAGGCUCUAGUGAGGCUCUGGACCACUCACUUGUUGCAUUUGUUGCGAUUCAGAUCAGGCUGUCUGGUGAAGUGGGCGUCACCUACGACGAGGCCAUUGAGCUAUACAACCAUGCACUUUCCAAGGUCAUCCACGUUCUUGACUGUCCGUGCAUCGGUAACAAUGACGAGAGUCUUGCCGCUAUUGUCAUUCUUUCCACGUGCGAGCUUUUCCUGUUCCACGCAAGCACAAGCUGGAACGCCCAUGCGCAAGGUGUAUCCGAGAUCCUUCGUCACCGAGUUGUACCUGAAGCAAACACUUCAAGCUGGAAUGACUUGUGUCGACGUCUCUGCGUGAUAUGUGUCAUCCAAGCCCUGUCGCAGAAGAAGCCUCUCAACCUUGAACCCAACCUUUGGCGAAAGCACAUUGGCCCCUGGGCUGCCCCAGAGUCCUUCGGUGCACUACUCGACAUGGCCAUUGACAUUCCCGCAGUGAUGGCGGAAGCGCACACCCUGGCUUUGAGCAACGAAAAAGAUCGUGAAAAACUACUAAGAUACGCGAACCUGCUAAUUGAAAAGUUCCAUGUUCUUGACGACUGGCGAGCCCUUGUGCACCGCAACAUAGCGGCACGCAACCAAACGCCGCUAUUCUGGUCUGUCCCCUCCAGAGCGAGUAAUCCAGCAGAUGAUGGAUAUCCAGAUAGACUAUUUCCGUUCGCUCUGAUAUUCUCGUCUGUGGAGGGGGCUAGUCCGUGGAUCCUCUGCUCCAGCAUCAUGUUGGACAUCCUUGAAACCAUCUUGCUUCUUCGCGGAAAACUUGGAAGCUCGAAUGCCUCAUCAUCUCUUGGCGAAACCCUCGAUGGCUAUAAAGAGCAGGGCUCACCGAAUCAAGCAGACGCUGACCAUAUUGCGCGUAUGCUAUGCCAAAGUGUUGAGUAUUGCUACCGGAGUGAGAAUGGCACAUUCGGUCCGCAAAUAACAUGUAAUGCUCAAGCCACGUUGCUGGGUUAUUUUGCAGGUCGUGGUAUGAAGAGGGAACUUGAGUGGUGUCGGGCGAUCAAGUACAUGAAGGGACCGGGCACGAGUUUUGGGAUUGAUCUGAUGCAGUUCAAGCCACCGCCUGAACUGUAGGCGCUGGUUUGAUGGGAGAUGCAAGUCUAUGCCAUGGUCGAGGUAGAAGGUGAAGACAUAAUAACUACAUCCCUAUCUCGAGAAGUAAAUUGAAAGACAAAAAGAAUAUACCAAUUAGCUGCCGAAGUGCCUGCUGCAAGUCGAGGUAAAAAUGGAUUUUAGGUA